CUACUGAACAAGUCAAGCUCUCCUCUUCACCGCUAUAUAACGCACACUUUCUCCAAUUCUCCAUCCAGGUGCCACUCAAAGCUCACACAUCGCCAUUGAUUCUCCACUCGAAGCUUAGCUACACAGAGAGAAGCAUCUAGUAGUAGUCGCAUGGGCAACAGCUUGCAGCUGCCAUGUCCGUGCCAGGAGGCCACGGCGGUGGCCACCUCGGGAGUCAAGAAGAGGAGGAAGAAGUCGCCGGCCACCGCCGCUGUCAGGAGCAGCAAGGCGGCGGCGGCGGCGUCGUCGAGGCACGUGGUUCCGGUGAUAGACACGCCGGGGGAGGAGGAGGAGAUGAGGAUGGCGUGGCCGGGGUGCCACGUGGAGCCGGCCGUCGACGGCGGCGACGGCAUGCGGGUGAAGGUGGUGAUGAAGAGGAAGGACGCGGCGGAGCUGAUGGCGAGGCUGGAGGAGCGGUGCGCUGUCGAGAGGAAGGCCAAGAUGGUGGAGCUCAACGCCGGGCUCCGCGGCGGCCACGGCCACGGUCACGGCGGCGGUGGCGCCAGGGACGCGUGGGCGCCGCGGCUCGUGGCCAUACCGGAGAACUAGCAAAUUAAGCAAGAACUGCAACUGCGAAAAAAUUCUGCAUGCACAGUACAGUAGCUGUAACAUUUUUGGAGCCCUGAUAAAAUUACAUAUAGCUCGAGUACAUUAGCUAGCAAGUUUUUAAUUAGUGACAUGGUGAAUUGAAUUGGUGAUUUCUACUCUCUUUGUUUUUUUUUCCUUCUCUUGAUUCCUCUUGGCUUCUUGAGAAGACGAACUCUGUCGGCUCCGCCAUGGCGCAGCAGUGUAUGCAGAGAGUUAUCAAUUGUGCAACUUAUGAUGAGCAUGAUAUGUUCAUAUCCAUGUGUAAAUAAUCCCCUUGUUUUAUAAGAUGCAUCCUUGCUUGAUAAAGAACAGGUUUUUAUUU
This is a messenger RNA of Oryza sativa Japonica Group (Japanese rice), 949 nucleotides long. RefSeq lists its product as uncharacterized. Lineage: Eukaryota; Viridiplantae; Streptophyta; Magnoliopsida; Poales; Poaceae. The record is from RefSeq and is a predicted model, not a curated record.